Clarias gariepinus (North African catfish) is the source of this 6807-nucleotide messenger RNA. It is a transcript of the gene dennd1a, whose product is annotated as DENN/MADD domain containing 1A. The record is from RefSeq and is a predicted model, not a curated record. Gene Ontology annotation, biological process: endocytosis; endocytic recycling. Lineage: Eukaryota; Metazoa; Chordata; Actinopteri; Siluriformes; Clariidae. Gene Ontology annotation, cellular component: clathrin-coated vesicle; cytosol. Gene Ontology annotation, molecular function: phosphatidylinositol phosphate binding; guanyl-nucleotide exchange factor activity. The transcript is spliced from 23 exons. The coding region runs from base 117 to 2987 and encodes 956 amino acids.
CCCCAAGUGAGUGUCGCGUGCUGUGUUUUCGUGUAUGCGGUCUGACGGAGCUGUCAAAUGGAUAUUAUUCCUGCAGCAGAAUAAGGCUUCACUGUUAGUCCGAGGAUUAAAAGGAGAUGAGAAUGGGGUCUCGGAUCAAGGACAAGCCUAAGAAGAUCUUUGAGGCUUACAUAGAGGUGACGUACUCUAAGACAAAAGGACCAGAGAUAUGUUGGAUUUUCCCAGAGAACUAUGCUGACCAGGAAAUGUUGCAGACUAUGCCCAAGUUUUGUUACCCUUUCAGUAUGGACAGUCUUGCAGUAAGACAGGUGGGGCAAAACUUCACAUUUGUCCUGACUGAUGUUGAGAGUAACCAGCGAUUUGGCUUCUGCCAACUUUCAGAUGGGGCUCAGAGUGUCUAUUGUUUUCUCAGUUAUCUGCCAUGGUUUGAAGUGUUCUACAAGCUGCUGAAUGUUCUGGUUAGCUACAUUAAUAAUGGACAGGAUAGCUUAAAGAAGCAAUUGUUGGAGUCUCUACAUGCAUUACCCAUUCCUGACCCUGGAAUGUCUGUAUACUUGAAUAUGCAUGUCUGUUUUACCGUGCCUAAUCUGAGGGAGUUGCCAAGAAUACCUGAAAAUAGAAACCUGACAGAGUAUUUUGUAGCAGUAGAUGUAAACAACAUGCUUCAUCUUUAUGCAAGUAUGCUGUUUGAACGGCGAAUUCUAAUCAGCUCCAGCAGUUUGAGUACUUUAACUUCAUGUGUACAUGGUGCGGCAGCCCUGCUGUAUCCCAUGUAUUGGCAGCAUGUUUAUAUCCCAGUUCUACCACAGCAUCUGCUAGACUACUGCUGUGCUCCUAUGCCAUACCUUAUAGGAGUUCAUGCAAGCCUGAUGGAGAAGGUGCAGGCUAUGGCUUUGGAUGAUAUUGUAAUUCUAAAUGUGGAUACCAACACAAUAGAGACUCCAUUUGAUGAUCUCCAGAACCUUCCUAAUGAUGUGGUGUCAGCUUUAAAGAAUCGUCUCAAAAAAAGUUCCACUACAAUAGGAGAUGGGGCAGCACGAGCGUUUUUAAAAUCUCAGGCAGCUCUAUUUGGCAGCUACAGAAGUGCUCUGCGCAUAGAACUGGAUGAGCCAAUUACAUUCAAUGAGGAUGCAUUUAUUACUCACAGAUCUAACACAAUGAGACAUUUUCUCCAGAAUGCCACACAGCUUCAACUCUUCAAACAAUUUAUAGAUGGACGUUUGGAAUUGCUGAACUCCGGUGAAGGCUUCAAUGAUGUGUUUGAGGAGGAGAUUAAUAUGGGUGAAUAUGCUGGUAGUGAUAAAGUAUACCAUCAGUGGCUUCUCACAUUUAAGAAAGGAGGGGGAGCCAUCUUUAACACUGUGAAGACAAAAGCAAAUCCUGCUAUGAAAACUGUCUACAAGUUUGCAAAAGACCAUGCCAAAAUGGGCAUCAAAGAAGUAAGAAGUCGUCUUAAGCAAAAGGAGAUGACUGAGAACAGCACGUCCAGCAGCAAAGAUGACUUUACGUCCACCCAUUCAGGUUCUACACAAAGAAAAGAUCCACACACAUGGGAGCAGAAACGACCAAUUACAGUUCACUGUGGACAGUCUUUCCAUCCUUGGCUGCUAGCAGCAAAGAGACCACACAGCAAUUUGGAUUUUGAGGGCAGCCAUGAACAUUCUGUGCACCCUGCACGUCACUACACUGUGUUUCUGUGUGAAGACUCCUCUGGUGAUGAGCUGUCACAAGAUGAUGACUUCAUGUCUGCUUUUCCUGACCACUUCCUUCUCUCCUCACCCUUUGAAUGGUCUCAGUCAUACCAAUCUCUGAAGGACAAAGAGUUUGUGGAAAAGAAAGUGGAAGUGGAAACUGAGUGUUUCCGUGGUAACACAACCAUGCAUGGGCCAAUACAUUCCAAGUUUUCUGAGCUAAGUCUUUUAGAUGAUUCCUUCAGCAACCAGCAGAAGAAGGCUCCAUAUUCACUACAUACUUUAAACACACACUCAGGACAACGCCAAGAGGAACUAAAUUUGGUCUGCAAGCCAGUUGAACAGCAUGGUAACAUCAGCUACCAGCACAUGGAGUAUAGUGGUGAUGAAAAUAAUCAGACUUUUCUGGGCCUAAAACACUCUAGUUACAACAAAUCUUGGAGCCAGAAGCUACCAGACAGUGUGGCCUUUUCCAACAAAGAUUCGUCCUCCUUUAAUACACCAUUGCCGGUGCUACCACUGCAACCCUGCACUCCCAGCAAGGAUAGAGCUUCCCCUGCCCCAGGGAUGACCAAGAAAAUGAGUACAAGUGUUCCACGGCCACACGCACAGGAAAAAAUAUCGGAACCAGGACCUGUGCUUUCACCAACAGUGACUUUGCUGCAAGGUCUGAGACAGGGUGAAAAAGAGGUGGAGGAAAGUAUAAAAAGGCACCUGAUUCAACAGACUCUCCAUUCAUCUUCUCUGACAGAGUCUCAACCACUAAGUACAGAUUCAGAACCUGACCUGCUCCACCUGCUAGACCCUCUAAAUGGAGAACGAGAGCCCUUUAAAGCAUCCCUUCCACCACAGCCAACUCUUACUCCAUUUCAAGGCCAUCACUCUCUUAACCCAUUUACUCAGGUCCCCCACUACUUCCUCCAAAAAAUCUAUAACCCUGUUCCUCCAGAUGACCCCUUUAGCAAUGCCUGCUUUUCACCACAAUCUACUGCCACAAUUUUUCAUACUCCACUGAUGUUUAAUCAGACUUCUCCUGUCGGUAGAACCACAAUGAAUGGGGCAUGGCCUGUUGACAGAGCCUCACCAGCUUCAAGGAGUAGCACCUCUCUAUACAGUCUGAUUGAUUCUCCAACCCCACCCUGUCUAUCCCAGGCUCUAUCCCCCAGUCACCUGCCAGAAAAAUCUAAUGACCCCUUCAGUGACCUUCUCACCAUGGCAACAUCAUCCACUGUUAUCACUACACAAACAAAAAGGAAAAUGGAAGAACUUCAUAGAAAAUGGGAGACUUUUGACUAAGUGAUCUGACUUCUCUCCUAACCAGUAAACAUAAGUGAUAUUUAAAUUGACAAUCUAUAUCUCAACCAGGUUAAAGAUUUACUUUGUACUCUUAGAUUAAAGUUUCAGCUAGUAUAUCAAUGAGCCAGGUGUUUUGACACUGGGCAGUCCAAAUAUUAACCACAUUAUCCUAUCUGGACAACAGUGAUCUUGCUUGUUAAUACUUGUUUUUCUGCUAAGUACUACAUUUGAAGUGCACAAAAGUUUUAUUCUGAUUUAAAUGAUAGUACAAGUAAUCAUUUGAAAUAAGUAAAUACACUGUUAAUUAAACAGCUCAGACAAAAAAAUACACCAAUAUGUUACAGAAAACAUUACUGUUCAUUAAUUUACAUUUAGUCAUUUGGCAGACGCUCUUAUCCAGAGCGACUUACAUUUUUAUCUCAUUACACAUCUGAGCAGUUGAGGGUUAAGGGCCUUGCUCAAGGGCCCAACAGUGGCAACUUGGUGGUUGUGGGGUUUGAACAGGGGAUCUUCCGAACCGUAGUCCAAUGCCUUAACCACUGAGCUACCCCUGACCCUGACAUUAAUGGUUUUUAGAUUAAAAUGCAGUCAGUUUUCAAUUAAAUUUGGGGACUAAAUCCCUGCUUCCCCUAUAAAGCAAAGCUAUAUAAAGGCCAGCAACAACUCUUCUAACCCUAAUCAAAAGUUGUUCCAUUGAUUAGGUUUAAAGUGCAAAUAUUCAAGAGAAUUUAACACAGAUCGACAAGCAAAUAACUUGCAAGCAAAGCAUUUUGCUUUUGAGUCCCUGUCACAUGAAAUAUUGAAAAUUAAUGUUCAGAGAUGGUGAUUUAAAUCAGUUACUUGGUCCAAAAUGUAUGUCAAUAUUUAUGGAAAACUGCGCUCCAAAAUCCAUAUGACAUUUUGAAAUCAAGAAGAAACAUAAGUAUUUAAUAAAAAUAAAAAAAAUUUCCCUCUGCCACACAUAAUACCUUGUAAUAAAAGUAAAAAAAAUAUAUAUAUAUUUUAAUAAAUAUAAUAUAUAUAUAAACAUAAUAAAUCUGGUAUAUUUGCAGAAUGUACUGCUGCUUGAGUUGUCCUAGUGGUAAUUAUUAAAUUAAACACUACAAAUUAGAUCAUAAAAUUCUAAUGUGUGUGAGAUGUAUGCUUUUUAGAUACUUUUUUAGAUCCCUAUAUUAAGUUGUCAAAUUUAUUAAAUAAUCCCAACAUUUAUGUCAGAGACCUUGAUGGGCCUAGUCAACAUUUUGGUGAAGAAAAAAUAUAUUGUUACUGUAUUUAAAAUUAUUAUUCAAUUUAUAUAAUUUAAAAAACUGUUUUCCCUGGUUACCCCAAGCUCACACACUAAGGUGUGAUGUGCCAUAAUGCACAGUUAUCAGUGUAAGCAAUGUGGUGACUAUCAAAUGGAAUUGAGACAUGUAGAUACAGUUUAUUUCCUUUACUUUGAAACAUAAUAUUCUUGUUUCAGAAAUUAAUUCCAUUGUUUUCUGGUUCCAGAUAUUCAUUCAUACUCUUAGUUCCUGAGACAGUUGGUGACAUUCACCAUAUGAGGAGUAUAAACAGUUCGCCAGUUGAACUACCUUUGUUCUAUAGCAUAAGGCCAUGGUGAACAAAAAUAAAGUUAGGCAAACCAACAUGUACUUAGCAUUUAAGGGCAACUACUACCAAUGUCACCUGUGGGUAUGCACUGUGUGGCCUUUUUAGUAUUUGUUUUAAAAUUUUACCCAAAGUACUGUAUAUAAACUGUACAGUAAAAUUCAUACAGAUCAGAUGAGACAGUGGUUUUUCUCUUUAUUGUUUGAGAGAAAUAUUGUAUAACUUUUGCUGAAAGCAUGUUGCUCUUUACUUAUUUUAAUUAAUUAAAAAGUUAAGGCAAUAACAUGCUAAUUUCACGAUAUUGCUUAUGUGUACAUUUUCUUUUGCUAGUCACUAAGUUAUUAACAAAAAAAACAACAGUUAAAUUUUAAUCAUAUAGAUGAUUAAAUUUUAAUAAUCUAGAUUAAACUCUGAGCGACCUUAAUCAGGUGUCCCUAUGAUGUCUUUUGUUAUGUCCAUAAAACUUGGUCUUUAGGAAGGGCAUUGUCUUAUAAUAGAUUUUUGCUCAUGUUUGCUUUAUUGUAAUCUUAUAUGAGGAAAUAGUAGAUGAAUAUAACUAUAUUUAAUAUAGUUUUACUUGCUGUUUUUUUGCAGUACACACGUAAAGUGUUCUGCAAGCAUUAUAAAUGAUUGCAUGAACAGCUUAUCCCUGAAUUCUUUAAUGAGAUUAAUAUAAGCCAAAUCAUUGUUUAACAACUAAAAAUAGUGAAAUAAAACAUAAUUUGGCAUGUCUAUGACUUUGAGUUGUGCACACCAUCAGCUGUCAGUACACAAAACUAAUUAAUUAAUUAAUGAAAUGCUAUAGGGCAUUCUGAAUCAAGUGCUGUUUUAUAUGCCUCCUAAUAAUUAGAAUGGAAGCCAUAUAUAGUUAAACUUUAAACUUAAUUUUUGAUUGCGAUUAGUGUGAUAAUCACACUAAGGAAAAAAUUAAGAGGGACAAUGUUGUGCCUAAAAAGCCAUGCAAAGGUCAUGUGCAAAGACAUAUAGAUAAAGCAGAGUUAUAUUAAUUCUGCUAAGAGAGGUGGUUAAAAAAAAAAAAAAAAAAAAGUCCAGCCAUGUAUUGUAAAAUGCUUGUGGAUGCCAACUGGAGUUUGAUUAAACUUCCGAAAAUUAAAAGGAAAAGUCACCAAAGUAUGAAAAAAAAUAAUGUGGACGUUCUUAAUGUCCACAUUAUUUUAAAUUUUAAGACAGACUUUAAAUUUAAGAUAAUGAAAAAUCUUUUCUUAGCAAUUAUUUUAUAAUAAUACUCUUUAUAGCACCAACGUAAGUACCAUAAUUAAAUUAUGAUACUAUAUGGCAUAAAUCCAUAAAUGCCAUUUAAAUCAUAAGCGUAACCCUUAAACCUUAAACAUUAUAAUCAAUGUAACUGAUUGUCAGGAAGAAAAAAAAACUUUCAAGUAAACAGGUGAUUAGUAUUAUGCUUUAUAUACCUGACUUACAUUUACAUUUAUUUUGUUGCUUUGCUUUCUGUCCUUGGGUUCACAAUUCAGUCUUUGCAUUUACAAACCCAAACCUGUUUUUAUGAGGAUGGGCUUAGCACUCCUCAGUCACAGAGCAAGUAAUUGACAUAUGACUGGACAGAAGUCAAAUAUUCCAGUUGUUUCAUACACACCACCCACAGUGUUCCCAGGAUAGACUCUGGAUCAACCACAACCAUGACCAGAAUAAAGCAGGCACAGAAUUUAAAUGAAUGAAUAACACAAAAACACGACACUGUAACUUCAAAUGCAACAACAGUCUUUUCUAAAAAAUACUGUUCCUGGUUAACCUUGGUCUAUUCUCCAGGGGAUGAUGAGCAUCAAAAAUCUUUCUCCACUGCGUAGCUGUCAACAUGGCCGGUGGUGGUGUCACGUCAGACCGGUGUUAUUAAGAAUUUAGCAACCCUUGUCCCUACUUGAGGACUAUUAUUUUAUAGCCUUCUUUUUUAUAUAAACAUAAAGCAAAUUUCAUGUUGUAUGUUAGUAGUUUGCAAUCAAACACAGACGUUAAAUUAUAAAAUGUAUUGUUAGAUGUUUUAUUGCUUAGUUGUUACUCAGGCAUAUUUCUAUAAUUUUACCUUUUGCCCUGUUUUCAGAGUCUGUGUAAUAGCUAGAAUUACCACCUUAUGUUUAAUUAAAUAAAAUAUUCCACUUAGAAAUGUAUAUGACAAGUUCCUCAGUGGUCUUGUUCAGACAGUAGUUUACAGCCAUGGUCAAAAGUUUUGAGAAUGACAAAUAUAAAUUUCCCAAAA